This is a messenger RNA of Nyctereutes procyonoides (raccoon dog), 530 nucleotides long. RefSeq names its product cystatin-9-like. The record is from RefSeq and is a predicted model, not a curated record. Gene Ontology annotation, biological process: antimicrobial humoral response. NCBI's taxonomy places the organism in Eukaryota, Metazoa, Chordata, Mammalia, Carnivora, Canidae. The transcript has 3 exons.
AUGCCACGCUGGCAGUGUAGGUGGGCUCUGUCCGCGACCUUGCUGCUGUUUCUCUUAGGUUCCCCAUUCCUAGUGACUCAUGGGUCAAGAUCUGGAGAGGAAGUAGAUAAUAAUGACCAGAAAACCAUGGAGAUCUUCCUCUCUGCUACCGUGGAGUAUGCCUUACAUGUAUUCAACUUGCAGAGCAAUGACACGAAGGCCUACAGGUUGGUGCGCAUCCUGGAUUCCAGGAUAGAAUUAUCACACUAAUGUCAAUGUCAAUUACAAUUCAAGGAGAAGAAGAUGAUGGCAUUUUCCAUGGAGCUGCAGCUUAAAAGAACAAGAUGUGGGAAAUUUGAUGAAGACAUUGACAACUGUCCCUUUCAAUCAAGUUCAGGACAGAACAAUAUCAUCACCUGCUUCUUCACCAUCAGCACUGAUCCCUGGAAUACAAUAUUUGAACUCUGGAACAAGACCUGCUUGGAGGGUGGCUCACUCAGUUAAGUGUCUAACUUCAGCUGAGGUCACGAUCCCAGGUCCUGGGAUCAAGC